Molecule: messenger RNA, 4724 nt
Organism: Coregonus sp. 'balchen'
Lineage: Eukaryota; Metazoa; Chordata; Actinopteri; Salmoniformes; Salmonidae
Source: the annotation of a GenBank genome assembly
AUGAAGUACCUGUAUCCCUUUGAGUGUGAGAGGAAAGGUCUGAGUUCUCCAGGCGAGCUUCAGGCGGCCAUCGACAGUAACCGCCGGGAGGGACGUCGCCCCAGCUACAGCAGCAGCCUCUUCCGCUUCUCCCCAAGCACAGCCCCUCACAUCCUCUCCCCUCCCAAGAUGCACCUGUCUGCACUGGGGGCCGCUGGGAGCCUCAACGGCCUGCUGGCCUCACCCGUCCACUCUCUCAAAAAAGGUGAGUAUUAAAGGAUAAACAACUUCUCAAUAAAAGACUGGAAAUAAAGGGUUAAUUAUAUAAUUAGAAAUGUAUUAAUACAAAUAAAUACUGGAAUUAGCCUAAACACACAGUAGGCAUCCUGGCAAAAGGAAAAGAAAGAGCAUGCUCUCUAUUGGGUUCAAAUAAGAUAGAAUUGAGAGUUAGCCUCCGGCUUUUGGAUCACAUCAGACUGAUCGGCGCGCACCCCUCAACAAAUAUCCAUAGUGCCUUAGCGCCCUCUGCCGCAAUGGUUAGGAGCUACAGGAUAAUUUUCUUGAAUUGUCUGCAUAGGAUAGUGUUAGACAAUAUAGCCUUUAGAGAGUCAGACAUUAUGUACAGUACAAGUAUUACAAGAAGAAAUGCUCUGAUUUCUUAAUGGCCUUUUACAGAAGUAUUUUUGUACUUUACACACUUUACAUUCAUUGGCAGGCCUUGUGUUAUGGAAUCUCUGCAGCACAGGAGGUUGGUGACUCCUUAAUUGGGGAGGACGGGCUCGUGGUAAUGGCUGGGGCGGAAUAAGUGGAAUGGUAUCAAAUACACCAGAUACAUGGUUUCCACCUCCUGAGUGGCGCAGCUGUCUAAGGCACUGCAUCGCAGUGCUUGAGGCGUCACUACAGACCUGGGUUCGAUCUCAGGUUGUGUCACAGCCGGCCGUGACCGGGAGACCCAUGAGGGUUUGGCCGGCCGGGAUGUCCUUGUCCCAUCGCGCUCUAGUGACUCCUUGUGGCGGGCCGGGCGCCUGCAAGUUGACUUCGGUCGCCAGUUGUACGGUGUUUCCUCCGAUACAUUGGUGCGCCUGGCUUCUGGGUUAAGCAAGCAGUGUGUCAAGAAGCAGUGUGGCUUGGCAGGGUCGUGUUUCGGAGGACACGUGGCUCUCAACCUUCUCCUCUCCUGAGUCUGUACGGGAGUUGCAGCGAUGGGAAAAGACUAACUACCAAUUGGAAAUCACGAAAUUGGGGAGAAAAAGGGCUAAAAGUAAAAUAAAAUAAAAACAUUUUAAAAAAAACAUUGUUUCCAUGUGUUUGAUGCCAUUCCAUUCGUUCCAGACAUUAUUAUGAGCCGUCCUCCCCUCAGCAGCCUCCACUGUUGUCCAGUGUGUAUUGUACUGUAGAUUGUGUGAUGAUCGAUGUGCUAUGCACUCCCAUUGUGAUCAAAGUGUCUGAGUGGGACUGGGGUUUGACCCUGGGCUGUUCACUGUCUCUUAACCAUUUACUACUGAUUAAUAACAUGUUUCCCACAGACAGCAGGACACUUUACGGCCAGCUUGGAUUACAGCUGUCUGUGCACAUCAAUAGGAUCUGGCUGGAUCACUACCAUUACCUGUUUUUCUUAUCUGAUCUUGCCUUUGAUGUUAUUGGAAUGCGGCUCUGUUGCAGAAAAUACUGUAUAAUGGCCCACAUAAUUGCUGUGGGGUUUUUUUUUCUCUAAAAGAGGUAGUUAUUCUUUCAACAGAUCUCCCUCCCUUUCUUUGGCCUCAUUUUACUACAUUAAAUCGUGUCAUUUUAUCUAAUUAUUCCGUUUUUUUCUUCAUUUUUUACAAUACUGAAAUUAAUCUCAUUUUUGUUUCCAUGAAAGUAACAUAUCCUACCUCUCCUACCCUGCCUCUCUUUAGAAGAAAUCACCCCCUCCAUGAUGGCAGCAGCUCGUGGUUCCUCCAUGUCUCUGGCACUGGGGCAGCAGCAGGUGGCAGGGCUGGCGCGGGCUGCCACUCUGGAGCAGCUGAGGGAGAAGCUGGAGACUGGCGAGGGCCCAGAGAGGAAGAUGGCACGCCUGGCAGAGGAGCAGCAACGUUUGAUGCAGCAGGCAUUCCAACACAACCUGCUUGCCAUGGCCUCCCAGGUCCCCAUGAACCUGCGCCUGGGCUCCACCGCCACCGCUAGAGGUACCUGUCCAUACUGACUCCCCCUGGGCACUCUAUACAGUUACAUAUUAUAGUCAGUUUGUAUCCAACACAUACAGUACAUUAUAUACGUAUUAGAGACCGGAGUUAUGCCUGAUAUGCACUAGUAAUUAUUUUCUCAAUGAGACUCAUACAUUUAAGUACACUAGUGAUGCACAUUGAAGCUCCCUCAAUGCCUGACACUCUCUCUGAGCACCAUGAAAAAACACACGGACUACACCAGAUACCCUCACAGUUCUCCAGCUCCCAUUCCCUCAGCUCCCCCCUGAGAUAGAGGAGGAUUACAUUUAGAAGCCAUUAUAAAGGCAACGCAGCGGUCACUGCGCAAUAGCGAUAAAGGCUGUCAGGCCUCUCUGCAAGCUGACUCACUGACCUGUGCCUCUUCAGCUCAGCCUCUGGCUGUUUGUAUGUACACUACCGGUCAAAGGUUUUAGAACACCUACUCAUUCAAGGGUUUUUCUUAAUUUUAACUUUUUUUCUACAUUGUAGAAUAAUAGUGAAGAUAUCAAAACUAUGAAAUUACACAUAUGGAAUAAUGUAGUAACCAAAAAAGUGUUAAACAAAUCAAAAUAUAUUUUAUAUUUGAGAUUCUUAAAAUAGCCACCCUUUGCCAUGAUGACAGCUUAGCACACACUUGUCAUUUUCUCAACCAGCUUAACCUGGAAUGCUUUUCCAAAGCACCCCCACACCAUAACACCUCCUCCUCCAUAUUUUGCUGUGGGAGCUACACAUGCAGAGAUCAUCCGUUCACCCACACCGCGUCACACAAAGACACGGCGGUUGGAACCAAAAAUCUCCAAUUUGGACUCUAGACCAAAGGACACGUUUCCACCGGUCUAAUGUCCAUUGCUCGUGUUUCUUGGCCCAAGCAGGUCUCUUCUUAUUGGUGUCCUUUAGUAGUGGUUUCUUUGCAGCAAUUCGACCAUAAAGGCCUGAUUCACACAGUCCCCUCUGAACAGUUGAUGUUGAGAUGUGUCUGUUACUUGAACUCUGUGAAGCAUUUAUUUGGGCUGCAAUUUCUGAGGCUGGUAACUCUAAUGAACUUAUCCUCUUCAGCAGAGGUAACUCUGGGUCUUCCAUUCCUGUGGCGGUCCUCAUGAGAGCCAGUUUCAUCAUAGCGCUUGAUGGUUUUUGCGACUGCACUUGAAGAAACUUUCAAAGUUCUUGACAUUUUCCAUAUUGACUGACCUUCAUGUCUUAAAGUAAUGAUGGACUAUCGUUUCUCUUCGCUUAUUUGAGCUGUUCUUGCCAUAAUAUGGACUUGGUCUUUUACCAAAUAGGGCUAUCUUCUGUAUACCCCCCCCCCCCCUACCUUGUCACAACACAACUGAUUGGCUCAAACGCAUUAAGAAGGAAAUACAUUUCACAAAUUAACUUUUAAGAAGGAACACCUGUUAAUUGAAAUGCAUUCCAGGUGACUACCUCAUGAAGCUGGUUGAGAGAAUGCCAAGAGUGUGCAAAGCUGUCAUCAAGGCAAAGGGUGGCUACUUUUAAGAAUCUCAAAUAUAAAAUAUAUUUUGAUUUGUUUAACACUAUUUUGGUUUCUACAUGAUUACAUAUGUGUAAUUUCAUAGUUUUGAUGUCUUCACUAUUAUUCUACGAUGUAGAAAAUAGUAAAAAAUAAAGGAAAAAUACUUGAAUGAGUAGAUGUUCUAAAACUUCUGACUGGUAGUGUACGUCUUAACACAUGCUUUGUUUGGUUCCUUAAUGUUAUCACAUGCUGGUUAUUCCCCACGUGUCUCUCUCUCUCUCACACUCACACUCACACACACACAAGGUAGCGGUGCAGCCUGUGUGUGUGUGUGUGUUGAAUGUGUGUGUGAGAGUACAACAAUCAACACAUGACUACUACACAAUAAAAGCUUUGAGAGGGGAAGUGCAGAAUGUUUUCCUGGGUUUUCCUGGGGUCACUGUGACAUGAUUGUGUUUCUCUCUCCUCAGUGGGUUAUGCAGAUGUAUGCUGCAAGACACCCACAAGGAAAUGUGCGUGACACCCGAUUCUCACUUACUGCAUGUUACUGUACAGGAUCUGUGUAGAUAAGGAAGAGAGAGUACGUUCUUGGUGCUGAGAUAGUUUGAUCCUAGUUCCCAUGGUUCUGUGUCCUUUCCUUUUGGAGAUUUUAUUUUAUUUGUCAGAGGUUCUGGUUCUGCCCAUAGUGGUUUACACUUCCUCUUUCUCUCUCUUUCCAGAUGAGAAGCAGCAGGACAUGGCUCUGAGCAUCUCCACCAAUGGAUCUGCUAGCAUUAGUGUGUCUGUGGAGGUCAACGGCACACUCUAUUCAGGUGUGUGUGUGUGCGUGUAUAUACACUCAGAAAUAAACAGCUUUGGUUGUGUUGUUUAUCAUGCUGUAAUAUUUGUCCUCCUGUCCUGUAGGAAACCUGUUUGCACAGAAGUCAGGUGCCCCAGCGACUAGCGUGUCCACUGUGGCCCCAGUGCCCCCUGCUGGACCCAGCGCUGGGUUUGGGUUCGCCACCUCUGCCCACAGCCACAGUCCCAGCUCCUCCUCCUCUUCCAAGGGGCCUUGCUCGGCCGAGCCCUCCACCAGUGGUUCACCUUAG